UGUGUUUCCUUAAGAUCAUGAGACUGCCGGUUGGUUUUCUGUCGCUUCCAGACCACAAAGUGCGCUUGGAAAGCGAAAUCCUCAUCCAGUUUGUAAAUAGGGAUGGGGUCCUUUCAUAACGAGGCGCCGCUUUUCUUAAACUUGAUCCUCAUUGUUUCCGGGCUGCAGUUUGCGACGUCAAAUUUUUCCCAGGUGCCUUUCAUCACCGCGUGGAACGCUCCCACCGCCAGCUGUCUGUCUCGAUAUGGCGUGGACCUCGACUUGGGGACGUUCAGCAUCGUCCAGAACGAGAACCAGACCUUCAUGGGCGAAAACAUAACCAUCUUUUACUCCGAGAAGCUUGGUCUGUAUCCCAGCUACACCAGCGACGCGGUGCCCAUCAACGGCGGCCUGCCGCAGAACGCCAGCCUCGACAAACACCUCGCCGUGGCCUCUGACAACAUUCGCACCUGGAUCCCCGACAGGGAUUUUCAGGGUCUGGCUGUGGUGGACUGGGAGAGCUGGAGACCUCUGUGGGAGAGAAACUGGGACAGUAAGCGCGUGUACCAGCUGAAAUCGGUAGACCUGGCGAGAUCCGUGCACCCGGACUGGAGCCCUGCGCGGCUCGAGGCCGCCGCUCGGGCCGACUUCGAGCGAGCCGGCGGGGCGUUCAUGGAGCAAACGCUGGCGCUCGGGCAGCAGGAGAGACCCAGGGGGCUGUGGGGUUUCUACGGUUUCCCCGACUGCUACAACAACUACAGCAACAAGAGCACAAACUACACGGGGGAGUGUCCCGCCGCGGAGAUGGCGAGGAACGACAGGCUGCUGUGGCUGUGGAACGCCUCCUCCGCGCUUUACCCCAGCAUCUACCUGGGCCUCGAGCUGCGCCGCCUGGGCAGGGAAGUGCUCCUCCACAGCCGCCACCGCGUCAUGGAGGCCAUGAGGGCGGGAGACCGGCGGACUCCGACGGCGCCGCCCGUGUUCCCCUACGCUCGCGUCGUCUACACGUACACGCUCGAUUUCCUCUCCCAGGAGCACCUGGUCUACACCGUGGGAGAGAGCGCCGCUCUGGGAUCUGCCGGGGUGGUGCUUUGGGGCGACAAUGCCUUCUCCAAGUCUCGGACCGUUUGUGAAACCAUCAAAUCCUACAUUGACAACACGCUGGGUCGUUACCUGGUGAACGUGACAGCGGCGGCCUUUCUCUGCAGCAAGACCAUUUGUUCCUCUCACGGAAGAUGCCAGAGGAGGAACCCGACCUCAAGUGCCUACCUCCACUUGGACCCGGCCGAGUGGAAGGUGGUGCAGGAAAAGAAAUCGGGCAGACGGCAGAACUACACCGUUUUGGGACAGAUGCGCUCACGCAAGGUGGUGCUCAUGAAGUCUGAGUUUCAGUGCAGGUGUUUCCCCGGGUGGGGGGGAGAGAGCUGCUCAGCCCAAACCAACCCUGGGAUGAGGGGCUUUCCUUGAGGGAGAGUGUCUGUGUUUUCUGAAGCAAUACCUUCAAAUCGCCACUAUAAUAGUUGAAGAAUGUUUAAUUGCGUUAAAUGUAUUAAAUUUUUUUGCCAUUAGGGGUUGUCGUGGAAUAUUUCAAUGAAACUAGUUCGGGAGAAGAGAAGGAUUUGGUUCUGGUUUCAUCAAGUAAGAACUGUCACUCAAAUGCAGAUUGGCUUUAAGGAGAUUUAUGGAUUACUGCAUGUUGAAGCACACGAAUGGUGAGCAACAUGCAUUCCAUUAAAGACAAAGACUCAAAGGUUUUGCAGUUGUAAUGUCAGCAAGUUGAUUAACUUCAGCCCGUUUAUGCCCCCCCC
Molecule: messenger RNA, 1787 nt
Organism: Pungitius pungitius (ninespine stickleback)
Lineage: Eukaryota; Metazoa; Chordata; Actinopteri; Perciformes; Gasterosteidae
Gene: hyal1
Product: hyaluronidase 1
Exons: 4
Coding region: 103-1446 (447 amino acids)
Biological process (GO): hyaluronan catabolic process; carbohydrate metabolic process
Cellular component (GO): cytoplasmic vesicle
Molecular function (GO): hyalurononglucosaminidase activity
Source: RefSeq, a predicted model, not a curated record